AUGCAUAUGAAUCUGUCUCCCUGCGGAAAAGACUCGAGGCCAACUUCACCUCCUCCCUACGUCGAAUUUCACGAUCCUUUCUCCGCCGCAUCUCUGGCAUAUCAACCCCAAAAAUCUCUUUGUCUUAACAUGGACACUGAAACCAGUCCUGGUAGACCUGAACCUCCGGCCUUAGCUGUUCCCAUGACACCUUCGUCUCCAAGCUGGCCUGUCCACCCUGAUCCUUGCCAAUUUCAGGAUCAACCCUUUAUGCGCACAGGCACGGAAGAGGUUCCCGAGCCUGCUUCAGACCUUUGCCCGGACCUCCUUGACUCCUGGUACCCGAGGUACCUGGCAUGCACGCAGUUCUUUGUUUCCUAUGCGCAGCAUACCCCGACAGUGCAGUCGUUGGCCGCAUUUCUCAACAUUCAACUGCCUUGCCAGCAAUCUGGGGCCCAGGCAACCCAUCCGUCAUUACGCGCCUACAUUCGGCGCCUCAUCGUAACAGCACAGGAUAGUCCUGAGGUGCUUAGCGCGUUCUUCGGAGAAGAUUGGGUCGGGGGAGUGGGGAGCAUUGUCAAGCAAGAGCGGGUGAAUUACUUGUUUACGGCAAAGAGCGGCGGGUGGGCGUCAACAAAGGCGGCGUAUGACAUUCUGCCGGACGAGCAAACGCCAUUUCUACGGCCAUUGCGAGCAGCUGCAGAGGAAGAGGUACGUGAAGCGGAAGCCCGCUGGAGUGAGUGGUUGGCAAUGGAAGAUUGGAUGGUCGGACCGCGCAGUCCGUGGUGA
Molecule: messenger RNA, 768 nt
Organism: Aspergillus tubingensis
Lineage: Eukaryota; Fungi; Ascomycota; Eurotiomycetes; Eurotiales; Aspergillaceae
Exons: 2
Coding region: 1-768 (255 amino acids)
Source: RefSeq, a predicted model, not a curated record